Molecule: messenger RNA, 3804 nt
Organism: Leucoraja erinaceus (little skate)
Lineage: Eukaryota; Metazoa; Chordata; Chondrichthyes; Rajiformes; Rajidae
Product: neurofilament heavy polypeptide-like
Exons: 4
Coding region: 38-3268 (1076 amino acids)
Biological process (GO): neurofilament bundle assembly
Cellular component (GO): postsynaptic intermediate filament cytoskeleton; axon; intermediate filament
Molecular function (GO): structural constituent of cytoskeleton
Source: RefSeq, a predicted model, not a curated record
UCCCAGCCUACUGCAGUGCAAGCGUCCCUUCCACGCAAUGAGUUACAGUCUGGAUACAAUGUACGGCGUUAGCUCCCACCGCAGGAUACUGGGGGACUCUCCCCGGUCCGUGCACCGCUCCGCCGGCUCUUUAGCAAGCAGCGGCUUCCAUUCCCAAACCUGGUCUCGGAGCCCCAGCACAGUCGCCUCGUACAAACGGAUCGCCCCGAGCCUGACGGCCAACUUCAACUCCCAGAUCACGGUGUCCAGCGAGAGCCUGGACUCCGGGUUCAUCAAUGGAGGAGAUAUGAGGUCGCGCAACGAGAAGGAGAUGCUGCAGACCUUGAACGACCGCUUCGCCACUUACAUCGACAAGGUGAGGAACUUGGAGCUGCAGAACAAGAACCUGGAGGCGGAGGCAACUUCGCUGAGACAGCAGCAGGCCGGCCGUUCGGCCAUAGGGGAGCUGUACGAGAGGGAGAUCAGGGAUCUGCGCGAUGUGGUGGUGCAAGUCAGCAACGAGAAGGCGCAGCUACAGAUGGAACAGGAGCACCUGGAUGACGACAUCCAACACAUCAAGAUGAGGUACCAGGACGAGAACAGAAUGAAGGAGGACAUAGACAACAGCAUCAGAGGCCUGAACAAGGAGGUCGAGGAGAUGGGCUUUUUGAAGCUGGACCUGAACAAGAAGUUGCACCUCCUCACCGACGAGGCUUCAUCCAUGAGGGAGAACCACGAGGAGGAGGUGCGAGAUCUCAUCAACCAAAUCCAAGGCUCGCAGGUCUCUCUGGAAGUCAGGGACAUCAAGUCCGACAUCACGGCGGCUCUGCGGGAGAUUCGCGAGCAGCUGGAAGGGCACGCCGUCAAGACCACCAGUCAGACCGAGGAGGUGUUCAAAGUCAAGCUGGAACGGCUCAACCAAGCCGCCAAGGUCAACACGGACGCUAUCCACGCAGCCCAGGGUGAAAUCUUCGAAUAUCGCAAGCAUCUGCAGUGCAAGAAUACCGAACUGGAGACCAUGAGGGGGACCAAAGACUCAAUGGAGAGGCAAAGGAUUGAAAUGGAAGACAGACACAAUGCGGAUCUAUCCACAUACCAGGAAGCCACACAGCAACUUGAGAACGAACUGAGGAGCACAAAAUGGGAAAUGGCUGCCCAACUGAGGGAGUACCAAGACUUACUCAACGUGAAAAUGGCCUUGGACAUUGAGAUUGCAGCUUAUAGGAAACUUCUGGAGGGUGAAGAGUCAAGAUUUUUUGGGGGAAGUCCCUACUAUUCUCUAGAAGGAUUUCAUAAAGGAUCCUUGGUGCCCAACCAUAUUAUGGCCAAGUUUGAUGAACCAAUCAAACCAAUUGAGAAAGAAGCAGACGAAGUGGUCGCAGAAGAGGAAAGGGAGGAGAAAGUACGCACACCUGAAGAGGCUGGAGAAGAAAAAGGAGAGGAAGACAAAGAGGAGGAAGCAGCAGAGGGAGAGGCUGAUAAAGCAGAAUCUAAAGAUGAACAAGAAACUAAAUCUGACGAAGGAAGCGUAAAAGAUGAGGACACAAAAACUGAAAAUGUUGCAGAAGAAGAGAAAGUAAAAGAAAAAAUAGACAAUAAAGAAGAUGUGAAAAAGGGAAGCAAGGCACAAGCAGAGGAAAAGCAAGAAGAACCAGCCAAAGACAAAAAGGAACUGACGAUAAAGGUGGAAGAUAAAUCACCAGACAAACCCAAGGAGAAGGAAAGCCCAGAAAAGAAGCCAGAGGAUAAAGGAAUGACAAAACCAGCAAAAAAGGAACCAGAGGAACAAGCUGAACUGGAAUCUAAAACCAAAGAGAAGGAAGAGGAAAAGGAAUCAAAAGCAGAAAGCAAGGAUGAAGAAAAGGAAGAUUCAAAACCAGAACCCAAACCUGAAGAGAUGGAGGUCAAGAAAGAUGCAGAACAGGAAGUCAAACCUGAGGAGAAAGAAGUGAAGAAGGAUGCAAAACCAGAGGUGAAACCUGAAGAGAAAGAACCCAAGAAAGAGUCCAAACCUGAAGAGAAGAAAGAAGCAAAGCCAGAGUCCAAACCAGAGGAGAAAGAAGCAAAAGCAGAGUCUAAACCUGCAGAGAAAGAAGACACAAAAGAUGCAGAACCAGAGUCCAAACCUGCAGAGGUGAAGAAAGAAGCAAAACCAGAGUCUAAACCUGAAGAGAAGGAGGUGAAGAAAGAUACAAAGCCAGAGGCCAAACCUGAAGAGGAAGACGUUAAGAAAGAAGCAAAACCAGAGUCCAAACCCGAGGAGAAAGAAGCAAAAGCAGAGUCUAAACCUGCAGAGAAGGAGGUGAAGAAAGAUACAAUUCCAGAGUCUAAACCUGAAGAGAAGGAGGUGAAGAAAGAUACAAAGCCAGAGUCUAAACCUGAAGAGAAGGAGGUGAAGAAAGAUACAAAGCCAGAGUCCAAACCUGAAGAGAAGGAGGUUAAGAAAGAAGCAAAACCAGAGUCUAAACCUGAAGAGAAAGAAGCCACAAAAGAUGCAGAACCAGAGUCUAAACCUGCAGAGAAGGAGGUGAAGAAAGAUACAAAGCCAGAGUCCAAACCCGAGGAGAAAGAAGUCACGAAAGAAGCAAAACCAGAGGUGAAACCUGAAGAGAAAGAAGUAAAGAAAGAUGUGAAGCCAGAGAGCAAACCUGAGGAAACGGUGAAGAAAGAUACAAAACCAGAGACCAAACCUGAAGAGAAAGAACCCAAGAAAGAUGCAAAAUCAGAGGUGAAACCUGAAGAGAAGGAAGUAAAGAAAGAUGUAAAACCAGAGUCCAAAGCCGAGGAGAAGGAGGUGAAGAAAGAUACAAAGCCAGAAGCCAAAUCUGAAGAGGAGGUGGUCAAGAAAGAUGCAAAACCAGAAGCGAAAGUUGAAGCUGAAACACAGAAAGAACCUUGUAAACCAGAGCCUACGCCUCAGGGGCAAUCAGAACCAAAAAAAGAAGAAUCAAAAAAGGCUGCAGAAACCGAGCCAGCUAAACAGGAGCCUGCAAAAGCAAAGGAACCUGAAAAAGCAGCGGACACGAAAGAAGCCAAAGACCAAAGUAAAGAAAGUGACAAAGAAACAAAGGAUGAGAUGACCGAGACUGUGAAAAAAGUAGAGAAAUCAGAGCCUACGAAAGAUCAAAAGGAAGAGAAAUCAGAAAAGGAUCAGGUUAGUAAAGAGAAAACACCUGAAGGUGGAGAAGAAACACAAGUUAAAGAAAGCAAAGAGGAAAAAUCUGAAAAGUCUUCCAGCACUAAAGACGAAACAAAGGCGGCAGACAAAACCAAAAAAGCCGAAGAUUAAAAGGCGUAACAAAUAUUUAUUGGGGAGAAUAAUCACCAAAGAAAUACUGAAGCAAAGAACUAAACAACUGUUGUUGACAAACUGCCAAGAUAACAAUGUACCUUGUUCAUGCCACAAGGAGCUGGAUAGCAAUAUACAUUCACUGAAGAGGCAGACAAAUGCAUCGUGAUAACCUAUAUAGCAGAAUGUGAUGUAUGCAGAAUGCUAAGCACUUGAAGCCUACAAAUAAUUACCCUGCCUCAUUAAUAAGUGCAUUUAAGAUGACCGAUUGAGGUAUAUCUAUCACUUAACGAUAAAAUGUUCACUCAGUCACAGUAAUCUAAAUAACGCCAUGUUAAACCUUAAAAGUCACAUUCACAAUUUAAAAUAAUGUCAAUUAUUUGCAAAGUGCAAUAUAUAAAGAGCUUAACAGAUACAAUGUGCCUCUGAAGUAUAUAUAUCAAUGCUUACACAAUUAAAUGCUAUGUAUUACAGAAACCUCUAAUUAAAAGUAAUUGCAUUUUCUUUGAAUAAAGCAGCAAUUUUUUACUACAAAA